Molecule: messenger RNA, 6572 nt
Organism: Triplophysa rosa
Lineage: Eukaryota; Metazoa; Chordata; Actinopteri; Cypriniformes; Nemacheilidae
Gene: map4k4
Product: mitogen-activated protein kinase kinase kinase kinase 4
Exons: 27
Coding region: 432-3746 (1104 amino acids)
Biological process (GO): protein phosphorylation
Molecular function (GO): protein kinase activity; ATP binding
Source: RefSeq, a predicted model, not a curated record
UAUACUACUUGUAAAUUCGUGCAAGUGAAUAAUCUAUUUUCAUUAUUUUUUAUCUAUUUUUUUAUUAUUUCUCAAAUAUGGCACAUGUAUUGGUAAUUAAUGCAUCAGGCUAUUGUCGUAUAAACGUUAUAGGAAUUUAAAUAUUACUAAUCAACACUAGCAAGUUGCUAUGAAAUAUUUUCCAGUUGCUGACAGCGCUGUGGGAUAGACCCCACCCCCCUUCAGUGUGUCUGACCCGGACUCAUCCUCCUCAUCCUCAUCCUUCCAGCGCGAGCGAACAAUAGAGUGCACGGUGUCGGGCCUCGCGCUGCUCUCUCAGGAUUAUCAGCACAAAUCAAACGAUGAACAACAGCGUCGAUCUCACAUCAAACGUAUAACGCGACGGAUUUACAUAGAACCGACUCAUUUGUGUUGAAUUAUCCGAAUAAAAGAUGGCGAACGACUCGCCCGCGAAGAGUCUGGUGGAUAUAGACCUCGCCUCUCUGCGCGACCCUGCUGGCAUCUUUGAGCUGGUGGAGGUGGUCGGCAAUGGCACGUAUGGACAAGUAUAUAAGGGUCGACAUGUGAAAACCGGACAGCUGGCGGCCAUUAAAGUCAUGGAUGUGACUGAAGAUGAAGAAGAGGAGAUUAAACUAGAGAUUAACAUGCUGAAGAAAUACUCGCAUCACAGGAACAUCGCCACAUAUUAUGGAGCCUUUAUAAAGAAGAGCCCGCCGGGACACGAUGACCAGCUGUGGUUGGUGAUGGAGUUUUGUGGCGCUGGUUCAAUAACAGACCUGGUGAAGAACACUAAAGGAAAUACACUGAAGGAAGACUGGAUCGCCUACAUCUCUCGAGAAAUCCUCAGGGGUUUGGCCCACUUGCACGCUCAUCACGUCAUCCACAGAGACAUUAAGGGCCAAAAUGUUCUGCUGACUGAAAACGCAGAAGUAAAAUUAGUUGACUUUGGUGUUAGCGCUCAGCUCGAUCGAACCGUUGGCCGGAGGAACACUUUCAUUGGAACACCGUAUUGGAUGGCUCCAGAGGUCAUCGCCUGUGACGAAAACCCAGACGCUACCUACGACUACAGGAGUGAUUUGUGGUCCUGUGGUAUCACGGCUAUAGAGAUGGCUGAGGGAGCUCCUCCAUUGUGUGACAUGCAUCCAAUGCGAGCACUCUUCCUCAUUCCCAGAAAUCCUCCACCCAGACUGAAGUCAAAGAAAUGGUCAAAGAAGUUCUUCAGUUUCAUCGAGGGUUGUCUGGUGAAGAACUACACGCAGCGGCCGCCCACCGACCAACUCCUCAAACAUCCGUUCAUCAGAGACCAACCCAACGAGAGACAAGUGCGAAUCCAGCUGAAGGACCACCUGGACCGCUGCCGCAAGAAACGGGGCGAGAAAGACGAGACUGAAUAUGAAUACAGCGGCAGUGAGGAAGAAGAGGAGGAGGCUCAGGAGCAGGAGGGCGAGCCCAGCUCUAUAGUGAACGUCCCGGGUGAGUCGACUCUGCGGCGGGACUUCAUUCGUCUUCAGCAGGAGAAUAAAGAACGAUCAGAGGCUAUGAGACGACAGCAACUCCUCCAGGAGCAACAGAUGCGCGAGCAGGAGGAAUACAAGCGGCAACUGCUGGCUGAACGUCAGAAACGCAUCGAGCAACAGAAAGAGCAGCGCAGACGGCUGGAAGAGCAACAGAGACGUGAGCGAGAGAUGAGGAGACAGCAGGAGCGAGAACAGAGGAGGAGAGAGCAGGAGGAGAAGAGACGCAUCGAGGAGAUGGAGAGGAGACGCAAAGAAGAGGAGGAGCGGAGGAGGGCAGAGGAGGAGAAGAGGAGGGCAGACCGUGAGCAGGAAUAUAUCCGUCGGCAGCUGGAGGAGGAACAAAGGCACCUGGAGAUAUUACAACAGCAGCUUUUGCAUGAGCAGGCAAUGCUUCUGGCAGAUGAGCGUCACAGAAGAAAUGUUCAGGGUUCUCCUCAGGCAGCUGCAGUGCAGAAACAACCGCCUGCUGUCCCACCACGAGAAUCCUCCUUCUCUAACGGCAGCGCCUCCGAACAGAGCCAUCGACCCACUGACCCACAGGAUUUGACAGCGCUGGCUAAAGAACUGCGAGCUGUGGAGGACGUGAGGCCGCAGCACAAGGCCACAGAUUACUCCUCCUCCAGCGAUGACUCUGGUACCACAGAUGAUGAAGAUGAUGAGGAGGUGGACCAGGACGUCGGCGAGGACUCCACGUCUGGUCCAGAGGACUCGCGAGGAGGCUCGUCUAGACUCAGUAAUGGUGAGACGGAGGCAGCGAAGACGAUGGUUGUCCAGGAUGACGACGCCUCCUCUUCACCAUGCAAAGACAGCACAUUAGUCGUACGACAGUUCCAGAGCCCAGGGGGUCUAAAACAGUGUCUGGCAAUGUGGGGUUCAGGGUGGGAAGCCGCUUCUAAAGCCGGUCGUGUAGGGAUUCAGGACAGAAAUCACCUCCUGCCUGAUCUGCUCCAGCAGAGUAACCCCUCAGCUUCCUCCUCCUGUCCCAGCAGCCCUCCUCUGAUCCCCCUCAGCCCCUUGGACACACACGCAUGCCUGACAGAGACGCCCACCGUGCCGAAGCACAAGUCUUCCUCCUCUUUCACCCCCUUCAUUGACCCGCGUCUCCUGCAGAUUUCUCCGUCCACCGGCAGCGCACUCAAUAAUGCUGGUUACAGUAAUGAUGCUCGACUGCAGGAGGCGCUGCGGCAGGAUGCUUCUCGUAAGGGCUCUGUGGUCAACGUCAACCCUGUCAACACCAGACCACAGAAUGACACGCCAGAGAUCCGCAAAUACAAGAAGAGGUUUAACUCGGAGAUCUUGUGCGCUGCCCUCUGGGGUGUCAAUCUGUUAGUUGGGACAGAGAGCGGUCUGAUGUUACUGGAUCGCAGCGGUCAGGGGAAAGUUUACCCUCUCAUCAGUCGCAGACGCUUUCAACAGAUGGAGGUUCUGGAGGGACUUAAUGUACUGGUGACAAUAUCAGGGAAGAAGAAUAAGUUGCGUGUGUACUAUCUGUCCUGGCUGAGAAACAAGAUUCUUCACAAUGACCCUGAGGUUGAGAAGAAACAGGGCUGGACGACCGUAGGAGAUCUUGAGGGCUGUGUGCACUAUAAAGUUGUGAAGUACGAGAGGAUCAAAUUCUUGGUUCUGGCUCUGAAAAACUCGGUGGAAGUUUACGCCUGGGCUCCCAAACCCUACCACAAAUUCAUGGCGUUCAAGUCGUUUGGUGAUCUGGUACACAAGCCACUGCUGGUGGACCUGACUGUUGAAGAAGGCCAAAGGUUAAAGGUCAUCUAUGGGUCGUGCUCUGGGUUUCAUGCUGUGGAUGUGGAUUCGGGAGCCGUUUAUGACAUCUAUCUGCCCACUCACAUUCAGACCAACAUUCAGUCUCACGCCAUCAUCAUUCUGCCCAACACGGACGGUAUCGAGCUGCUGGUGUGUUACGAAGAUGAGGGCGUGUAUGUCAACACGUAUGGACGCAUCACCAAAGACGUGGUGCUCCAGUGGGGCGAGAUGCCCACAUCUGUCGCCUAUAUCCGCUCGAAUCAGAUCAUGGGCUGGGGAGAGAAAGCUAUUGAGAUCCGCUCGGUAGAGACUGGCCACCUGGAUGGAGUUUUCAUGCACAAAAGAGCCCAAAGACUCAAGUUCCUGUGUGAGAGAAAUGACAAGGUGUUCUUUGCAUCCGUGCGUUCUGGAGGUUCCAGCCAGGUUUACUUCAUGACUUUGGGUCGCACGUCUUUGCUCAGUUGGUAAUAGUCCCAGAAUCUUUACAGGACUGUUCUCAGAAUCUGAAAGUCAACAUGACGGCCUGAGGCCGGGCGACACACGAUCAGAGCCUGGUGUGAAUGACUGACAAACUGAACUACACAAAGAUCCAAUGGCGUCCUUUUGCAGCGCGCUGCAUGGGAAACGGCUCGAGAAUACUACAGUAUUAUUGCUCGUCUGUGUAAAUGUCUUUCUCUAGAAUUGAGUAGAAUCUGACUGGUCUGAGAGGUGCGGUGCUGUUUCUGUCAGACGGUCAGUAAUUGUGUCAUGGCAAUGAAGAAACACUAAAUGGCUUGUUUUGUAAUUUAUUUCUAAUGUUGAUGAUUUUUAUUUAUUUGUUGUUUUUUACUUGGGGUUAACGUGACAGGAUUCCUGGAGUGAGGCGAGGGAUGUUUUUGUUUGGAUCAUGUUAUGUAUUAUCUGUCAUCAGAAAUCAAAAGGAAGCAGACAGAGGUUAUCUUUGAUUUUUCUCCAGAUUAAAUGUGAAUCUAAUUUGGAUUAAAUGUGAAACUAAAGUGGAUUUAAUGUGGACUGUAUUGUGACAGAUGUGCAGGACACUUUGUUGCCGCUUUUCCCUUCUCGUCUUUUCACAUUAAUAUACAAGUGUAUCAAUAUGAAUGGCCUUUUGCUUUACAAUGUUUAACAACAAUGUAAAGGCGGUGACAUUAUUUUUUGAAAAUACAUCCUUGUUAAAUAUUAUUGGCCAAUAUUCUUGUUAAUCUGCAGACAUGCCUUCAUAAACUGUGCAAUGCGUAAUGUUCACUUUCCUGUACUGUCUCUUUAUAAAUCCUCUAGUUUCUGAAGGUUUGGGAAGAGCUUGUUCAGUAAUGACCCAAGGGUAUUGAACUAUAGCCGCUUACCUCACAAACGUGACGAAUCCCACCAGCCGCUCACUCCCUCACCUUCAUUACUAACCAUUCAUGAUUCACUUCAGAACUCUCCUGCUCAAGACAACAAGCCAAAUCUGUUAACCUUUAUUAUUAUUAUUAUUAUUAUUACACUCAUAGAUUAUAAAAACCCGUAUAUGUUAUUAUAGUUGAUUUAUCUUUGUCAUGGACGAUUACUAUCAUUCAGAAUUAGACGUCUGUUAAAAUCACAGCAGUACUAAAGUGAUGAAUGAUUGAACAGAACUGAAUUUCCCACACAUUGCUUCUGGGUUGCGUUUCUCGAAACCUUCGUAUCGCUACGUUGUUCUUAAGAAUACAUCGCUACCACUCCUAAGGUAUAACUUAAGAAUUAGCGUUAAGAAGUUUUCGGGAAACGCAACUCUGUACUUUUUUAAUUAUUUAUAGGUCUCACGACACACACACACUUGUGCUCAUUUUAGUCUAUCUGUUGGGUUUUGCUCAUUGAACUCGGCUCUCAAAUGCAGUUCUGUUAUGUUCGUAUUCUCUUUUUUCUGUUUAGUUAAUGCCUCAUGUUUUCUCUUCCCACCGUCAAUAAUUAUACGUCUAUACAUAACCAUUCAUGUUUUUUGUUCUUUUUUUUGCGAUAGUUAGUUUUUUGAUUAGUAACAAACUUACAGUGAGAUUAUGAAUUCUUACAUGCUGUAUGAGAAGUUAUUUCUGACCAUGGGGAAAACAAGUGACAGAAACUGCCACGAAAAUAAAACUGCGUGGGCUUUUUUAUGUUUGUGCUGGAAAAUAUUGUGCAGUUUCCAUCUCGUGGAUUUCAUAACAUUAGAAGCCUGAAAUAAAUUUACCUGAAAAACAAAAACAAUUUACAAAAAGGUUUUAUUAUUAACGUGUUAAUUCAUUACCUGACAUGAACUAACAAUGAACAAUCUAUUUGUAGAACAUUUAUUCAAGAGAGUUCAUAUUAGUCAAUACAAUUUCAUUGCAAUACUUUGUGCAUUAACUAAAGUGAACAGAUGCAACGUUUGAAUUUAAAAGUAAUAGUAAAUGAACAAAACCACUUCAGCAUUUAAUUUCAACUUCGUUAUUUCAUGUUCACUAAUGUAGUUACCUAAUGCUUGCAAAUGGAAUGGUUUUUAAAGCAUACCAAAAAAGAUUCAAAGAAGCAAAGUUUUACACUAAUGUGUACUGCUUGUGUCAUUCAAGAUAUUCCCUUUUUUUGUAUUUAACUUUGUGUUUUUAACCAUAACACUUGUUAUUUAGGAACAAUAAUCGAGCUAGUGUUUUCUAAGCACUGCUUUGACUUUCUGAAUAUGUGGACUGACUGGUUGUCUGUUCAGUUGUGGCACUGUAUUGUUUGUCCUCUCUGUAUAUGGCAGGAAGUCCUGUAUUAUCCUGAUGGUUCAUUUGUUUUCUUUGAAAAUAAACGGUUUAAUUUAAGGAAUCGUUCUUUGCUAAAGUUACACAUUUGUUAUAUUAGAAAUGUUACAAUUAUCUUUAUAAAAUGGUCAGUUCUGGUCCUUGUUUCUGAUUGGUUGAGCCGCUUUUCUAAGCCGUUCUGAAAUACCCCGAUUUGUAUUAAUUGUAGCGCAGUGAGCUACAGUGCCUUUCAUAACAGCUAAAAGCUCCGCUUCCCAUCAUGCCUAACAAACGCCCCUUAGCUGUUAUAAAAUGCACUGUAACCCACUGCUUCUUGGGGCUGAUUGCUUGAUAUUUUCAUGACUGGAUGAUGAAUCGCUGAAGGUCCAUUGGAUACAAUAAUAUAAUAUUGUAUUGGGUUUUUCCCCAAUUUUGCAUUGUUGUUAAGCAGCUUACAUGUGUGUAGAUUUCAUCUUCAGACUCAAACUUUAUGGGAGGAGAGUAUUUAAAUCAAUCACGCAAUGUGAUUUACUAAGGUUUGCGCUCAUCAUUGUACUAGUAUUUACGCCAUUAUUUAAACCCUGCACUAAUUUGUGCCGCU